AAAGUGAAAUCACUAAAAAAUCAAGUUCUUACCGCAAAACAUUCAAAAUUUCGCACUAAAUUGCUGAAAAAUUAGAUAAAAACCUCAAAAGCAUUUAAAUUUACUGGAAAAGCAUUUAAAAUCAUCGUAAUUUAGGAAAAAUUCAAUAAUUUUCAAGUGAAGAAGAGAAAAAAAAUUUUGACAACAACAAACUUCUUCUUGCUGGAGUGUAGUGAUAUAAUAUUUUAACACGCCCAGGCCAAACAAGCUAAUUGAUAAGCCUUGAAUUUUUGUUACUUUUCGAGAGACGGGUCGAAAGCUAUCAAACUGGCAAGCGUUGUAGGAGCAAUUUUGGAACAUGUUGGGGUUCUGAAGUGAGAUUUACUUGAAAAAUCAAAUAAGAGUUUUUUCAUUUCAAUUUUUUUUUGUUAUACAUAUAAAUUUUGUUAUUGUUGUGUUUAUCUCUUGUACACAAGAGCUGUUGCGCUUGAAAAGUAUUAAGUCAUUAUUUCAGUUUUUUAUUGAUUUAUUAAGUUUUGUUUUGUUACGAUGGAUCUUAAAAUGAACCUCAACUUGACUCCGUUCCAAGAGCCACGCGGCGUGAUGCGAGUGCUGCAACUGGUGUUUGCAGUCUGUGCAUUCACGACAGUGGCCAAUUUUUCGGUCGAUUACACGAUCGACUGUCAGGAUUUUGUGCCACAAAAGGCGAAAGUGUACACGAUCGACUAUCCGUUUAGGUUCUACGAGAACGUUUGUCGUCGCAUGUCCAACAAUGAAAGUCUCGCCAUCACAGCUGACGUCUCCACGGACGCCCAGUUCUACGUAGCAACCGGAGUUCUUUCGAUGCUCUACGGGCUUUUCAUCAUUUUCGUCUACGCUUUCUUGGAUGAGUUGUACAAGUCCAAGAAUGAGAUUCCAUUAGCGGAUUUCAUGUUGACGACAAUUUUCGCCGUUCUCUGGUUGUCGAGCAGCGCUGCCAUGGCUAACAGCACCACCGCCCUCAAAAAUGUCCUCGAUCCCGAAUAUGCACGCGAAAUGUGCCGACAUUGCCCAGUGGUCUCCAAUUCCGGCUUUAACGGGUUACACUCGUCCCUCCUCAUCGGCUUUCUCAACUUUUUCCUGUGGGCAUCUGAUCUGUGGUUCGUCUACAAGGAGACCUAUUGGUUCCAAACGCGUCAAGGUCCUUCUCAAACUCCAAUUUCCUAAAUUUCCUCCCUCAUUUCCUACAAAGCUCGAAAAUUCGUUAAUUACGCGCAAAGCACUUUUGAAAAAGCACAAAAUUUGAACAUCAGCUUUUGUUGAUUAAUUGGCUAACCUGUUUGUACUUACCAAGCUUUGAAAAUACUCUCAAGACUCUGUUUCUCUUAAGUCUGUGCCAAUAUAUGUUCGACCAAUAAUUUGAAUAUUGCACAAAUUUCUCACCUUUCUCUAAUCUAAUCCACCGAACACUGUUUACAUGUGAAACGAAUCGAUGAAACUCAUUUUUUAAAUCUCUUUUUAACGGUUGUACCUCUUUAUACCUGAGCAACUUUAUUAUUUUUUGUUAUUAUUAUUUUUACAAAUUCUCAAAUUCAUACUCAACUUCGUGAUCUACAAGAAUUCGUUUAGGGAAUUAAAUUGAAAAAUCUUACAAAUAAUAAUAAAAUAAUAUAAUUAAUAAAUUUAAAAAAUAAAAUAUAUUCUAU
This is a messenger RNA of Culicoides brevitarsis, 1664 nucleotides long. Its product is annotated as synaptophysin-like. The record is from RefSeq and is a predicted model, not a curated record. Bases 529 to 1185 code for a protein of 218 amino acids. Gene Ontology annotation, cellular component: synaptic vesicle membrane; synaptic vesicle. The transcript has 3 exons. NCBI's taxonomy places the organism in Eukaryota, Metazoa, Arthropoda, Insecta, Diptera, Ceratopogonidae.